AAUAUACAUGUGUGCUGGUUGGAAAAAAAUAUAUAUAGCCGGGUAAGAUGUUGGGUGACUGAAAACAGCGAGUAACAGCCAACAUUCAGGAAGUCAUGUGGCUAGAGUUCUGUUGCACACGCCUCUCGUAAGUGCUCACUGGAUGCCAUAUAUCUACAUUAAUGAGGGAUCAGAGCUGGAGUGGAAUAUGCCCUUUACUGAAGAAAGAUUUUCCAAUCAGGCAUUUUGCUGCACUGAAAGCUACCAAAAAAGUACAGAAUGAUCAGAAGCAAGAGGACCUAAACACCAAUAUCAAGAAAAAGGCCAAAUCAAACAGGCGCAAAGUAUAUGGUUUGAUAGCCUUGGAACCGAUUGAUGAUGUCUAUCAGGUCCAGUAUUAUCCAAAGACAGUAUUUGACAUUGAGACGGCAAUUGAGUCUCUGAAGAAGUUUCAGCAGUUAGAUUUUACUUAUCCAAAGCAGCCUGUUUAUAUUGAUUUGCGUCUUGACAUGAAACUGGAAAAGAAGAAAAAAGUGGAUCCAUUUGUCAGAAUUGUACAGUUGCCGUAUUCUUUUAUGACCAAGCUCAACACUGUGGUUGUAUUCACAGAGAAUCCAGAAGAAGUUACUGUUGCUCAGCAGCAUGGAGCGGAUGUUGUGGGUGGAACGGAACUUGUACAAAAGAUCUUGGAUGAAGAAAUUCAAGGAGACUUCUAUGUCUCUGCUCCUGACAUAGUAUCCAAACUGGUGCCUCUCAAAAACAAGCUAAGGAAGAAGUUUCCUAAAAGCAAACGGGGUUCUGUUGGGCACAAUAUUCCUGAAAUGAUGAAAGUAUUUAAAACUGGCCAUGAAUACCAGGUGGAACGUGAUUGUUAUGUUCUUUCAAAAGUAGGAACGCUGGAUAUGCCAAAAGAACACAUUAUAGCUAAUGUUGCUACAAUCAUCAAGGAUGUGUGUACCCAGAGACCAGUGAGUUUUGGUCCAUUUGUUGAAAGAGCAAUUAUUUGCAGUGCAACCAGUGAAUCUAUGUUGUUUAAAGUAGAUCCUUUCUUGCCUCAAAUAACAGAAGACAAUGAAGAAGAGAAUCAAUAGCACUAUGGUUAAUUAUUAACUACUUUUGUACAAACUACCAAUGGCAUAUUGUGAUGCAAUAAACAUUUAUAUAUGUAAUAAGUUGAUAAGCUGAAUAUAAAAAGGAAUCUCUGAACAGGAGUCAAGUGCAUCUUAUUAAAGUUUAUUUAAAAGGCUUGUUAAAUCUUACAGAAUAGUACUCUGCCUUAGUCAGCAGGUUUUCAGCAGAUAUGGCUUAUCACUGACCUCUUCACUUUGGUUCCAGUGUUUGAAGAUUUUCUGUUGAUAGUUGCAAAGUUAAAGUUUCAUUCAAAAUAACCGUAAUUUUAUUAAAUAGUGGAGCAGAUUUGAAACAUCUAUUGAUUUGUUCUUAGUUACAAUGUUUCUAUGACUUCAGCAUCCUUAUAUUAUUCUCAAGAAAUGGUGCAUAAUCUUGAGGACAGGAAAUUGCUUCCAGACUUAUCCAUAGUCAUGUUUGGGUGAAUAUCUGGAGCAAGGUACAGUAUUUUAACUAGGAUACACUGUGAGCACUGAUACAUGUCCUUUUGUUGAACAUUCCACCGACAACAUUAAAAGAGUGCUUCCAUAAUCAUACUUGGCUGGAUGGAGUUUCUUCUUUGAGAUGAAUUGUGGAAUCCUCCAUAUUGCCAUAUUAUGUGAAGAAUGACAGAUUACUGUAAGUAUAUUUUAACGAUUUGAUCUAAUGUUGGUACACUUUUUUUUUAUGUGAAUAUCAAUACAAGUCUGCAUUAGUUUACUAACAGUACCUGUGUAGUUUUGGUAGACAAUACACAGAAUAAUAGCUGUCAGUUAUGUUCUGAUGUUUUCUGUAAAUAAAAAGGAAUAAGUCACUACUUGGAACACCUUCCUACUUAUUUUGUACAGGAAAAGGAAGUAAUUCUGCUUCUGCUCAUAUUCCUAUUCUAGAAAGUAUUGUGAUUUGUUUCUAGAAGUUUCUAUCUUUAUCUACCUCUCACCUUUACUAUUUCUGUGCAGAAGUGAGCUGAUAUUUUUCUAGCAAUGUUGUUAUGGUUUACAGGAUUAUUCUCAAUGGCUUAAAGGAUUUUUAAAAAUCUGUGCAAGUCAGGGGUGACAUGCUGGAUGACGACAAGACAGCAAAUGUGUUAUCUUUAUUCUGGAGGGCAAUAGAUAUACAGACCUGAGUUUAAUGUCAGUGAUAGGCUGAAUCUAAUGUUAGUGGUGGGAAAAG
This is a messenger RNA of Mobula hypostoma (lesser devil ray), 2259 nucleotides long. RefSeq names its product mitochondrial ribosomal protein L1 (gene mrpl1). Bases 162 to 1070 code for a protein of 302 amino acids. Lineage: Eukaryota; Metazoa; Chordata; Chondrichthyes; Myliobatiformes; Myliobatidae. The transcript has 9 exons. The record is from RefSeq and is a predicted model, not a curated record.